Messenger RNA from Filobasidium floriforme, 4846 nucleotides. RefSeq lists its product as uncharacterized. Gene Ontology annotation, cellular component: microtubule; kinesin complex. Gene Ontology annotation, molecular function: ATP hydrolysis activity; microtubule binding; ATP binding. NCBI's taxonomy places the organism in Eukaryota, Fungi, Basidiomycota, Tremellomycetes, Filobasidiales, Filobasidiaceae. The coding region runs from base 198 to 4682 and encodes 1494 amino acids. The record is from RefSeq and is a predicted model, not a curated record. The transcript is spliced from 15 exons. Gene Ontology annotation, biological process: microtubule-based movement; cytoskeleton-dependent intracellular transport.
GACAUGUCUUGGUGAUAGAAACACCUAGCUGCAGCUCCGAUAUCGAUUCUGAUGAUAGCGAUUGUGAAGCCAAAAGAUAUGGAAUGAGCACUGCUGGAGGCGUUCAGCACCGAACUAGCAUCAUCUUUUUCUGGUCGAUCAAGGGGUCCCGAACGGGAAUUUGAUCGAUCUGUAUCAGGUGGGAGAUAUUGGGCAAGAUGAACGGGCAUAGCGACUCAUUCGACACUGCGGGAGGUGGAAACAUCAAGGUCGUCGUAAGAUGUCGGCCAUUGAACGCUCGAGAACAAGCAAGAGGCGCCAAGUGCCUCGUCCGUAUGGAGGGCAAUCAGACUACGAUCGUACCGCCGGGCAACGAGGAUACAGCUGCAAAGGACAGAGAACGGGAGAGACGAGAGCACUCUUUUAGUUUCGACAAGUCAUACUGGUCAGCGGGAGCUCGGGAUGAACCAAAUUACGCCUCGCAGCAGACUCUCUUUCAGGAUGUCGGCUUGGAACUCUUGGACCACAGUUUUGCGGGAUACAAUUGCUGUAUCUUUGCAUAUGGACAGACAGGGAGCGGGAAGUCCUACAGUAUGAUGGGAUACGGCUCGGACAAGGGUGUCAUUCCCCUCGUGACGGAGGAGCUCUUUAACCGAAUAGAAAGCAAGACAGCCAGCGAUCCGAAGCUCGAGUUCAGGGUUGAAGUCUCGUACAUGGAGAUCUACAACGAGAAAGUACGAGAUCUGCUAAAUCCCAAAAAUAAGGGCGUUUUGAGGGUUCGGGAACAUCCGUCCGCUGGACCCUAUGUCGAGGACCUCUCACGACUGGUCGUCGAAUCAUACAGUCAAAUGAUGACCGUAAUGGACGAAGGAAAUAAAGCUCGGACGGUAGCAUCAACAGCGAUGAAUGAGACGAGCUCGAGAAGUCAUGCUGUUUUUACCGUGAUCCUCACCCAGAAGAGACACGACGAGACUACCAAGAUGGCAGGCGAAAAGGUCUCCAAAGUCUCGCUCGUGGAUCUAGCGGGAUCUGAAAGGGCGAAUAGCACGGGUGCGACGGGCGCCAGAUUGAAGGAAGGAGCGAAUAUCAAUCGGUCCUUGACGACGCUCGGUAAGGUCAUCCAGGCGCUUGCCAUGGCGAGUACAGCGACACAGUCGAAACAGAAGAAGAAGAAGGAUGACUUUGUGCCCUACCGAGAUUCAGUCUUGACAUGGCUACUCAAAGAAUCGCUCGGUGGUAACUCGCGGACUUGCAUGAUCGCGGCAAUCAGUCCUGCAGACUACGAAGAGACGUUGUCUACCCUUAGGUAUGCAGAUCAAGCCAAGCGCAUCAAGACGAACGCCGUUGUCAACGAGGAUCCGAAUGCCAAGAUGAUUCGGGAACUCAAGGAGGAGUUGGCUGUUCUGCGUCAGCGAGCUGUUGGAGGAAGUUCCGAGGCGAUAUUCGAUGAGAAUACCCCGCCAGAAAAGCAGAUGGUUACAUAUAAAACAAAGGACGGGGAGAUCCGGACGGUGACAAAGCUGGAACUUCAGGAAAACUUGGAAGCUUCCGAAAAGUUGAUGGCCUCGCUGAACGAAAGCUGGGAAGAUAAACUGGCCAAAACCCAGGAAAUCCAUACUGCGCGAGAGCAAGCUUUGGAGGAGCUCGGAAUCAGUCUCGACAAGGACAGAGCCUUGGUCGGGGUGCACGCUCCGAAAAAGUGGCCCCAUCUAGUCAAUCUGAACGAGGACCCUUUGCAAAACGAAUGUCUUCUGUACUCGAUUCCCGAAGGCAGGACAAUAGUCGGAAACAUCGAAUCGUCGACCGCAGCCAUCAAGCUGUCAAGCCCAAGAAUUAUGAAGGAACACUGCGCACUCGUCAACGAAAAGGGAAAAGUGUCCAUAGAGCCGCUGGAGCAUGCUACAAUCUUGGUGAACGGGAAACCUAUUCCAACCAGCGCUGCUAUGCCUCUCGAAUCUGGGUUUCGUAUUAUCAUCGACUGGCAUGUCUUUCGUUUCAGCUCGCCUCAAUCAGUCAGAGCUCAGCGCAUGCGAGAGUCGGCAAGUUUCUCGAAUGCCCUAGCAGACAUGUUACCUGAAGGCACCGAUGCAAGCGAUUACGGGAAGGACAGCGGAGUUAACAAUAUUGUUGAUUGGACUUUUGCCCGGAAAGAAGCACUUUCGCGGCUGACAUUGACAGGCGAUGAUCUGGACAUGCUAGGUGACGAAGAGUUGGACGGCCUGUUCCAAGAUAUCACGAGGGCACGUACCUCGCGACGCCGUCCUGAAUCACAGGCGGGAACUCCAAGUAGACUGCGUGCUGUACAGAACAUUGACCGCCUACGCUCACCGGAGAGGUCCACACCUACGAGCGUGGCGGAGAACCCCUGGGAUGAUGAUCUGUCCGACCGAGAUGUGCAGAUGGCUCUGGCAGCGAUCGAUCCUGCCUCCCGACAGUUGCAGGCAUAUUCCGAGAUGGCGUCGGCAACCGGGUUGGACGAGGACGUUGCGGGUUCCCGUCGUCAACCCAGUAGAGCAGAAAGUAACCUACAAAUGGACCGCAUGGCUGAAGAGAUCAGGUUGCUUCGUCAAGUUGCGCUACAGAACCGCUUCGAAUCGCUAAGCACCCGACUGAGCGGCGUGCUACUCGACCGCGAGAAAGAGGUGGCGCAACAAGCAAUCCGACAGUGGCGUCGCGUCCGGUUGGUAGCGAUGGCGAACGCUAUGCGGGAUCAAGCUACGAGCGUCGAAGAGGCCAAUCGUCUGGCUGAUCGGUAUGACAUCGGUACAGCUUAUCGAUUGGUAGCAUCUCGUGGAUCGCCUGCGUCUACGAUGGAAACCCAUGUCGAGUCCAUCUUGUUCGAUGCGGAGGCUACGCACUCGGUAACGCGUAGUACCGGGGAUGUGGCGAUUCUCGUGAUCGACAAAAGGAGGAAAGUGGCAUACGUCUGGUCCAUAGAGAAACUGCAAAGACAGCUGCCGUCCAUGCGAAGUUACGGCGCCGACUUGGAUUUGGCCCACAGAUCUCCCCCGGAGACGACUUUCAGGACGAUACCUUGUCCCACAUGGACUCACCUCGGAACUGCCAUGUUUGCACUCCAUCCGCGAAUCGAGGGCGCUAUGCAGGUGCCUAUCCAGUCCUUCGAAACGGCGGAAGCUGUCGGCAAUGUCACCGUCCAUGUCACUUGGGACUCGUCCUCAGACUCGCUGACCUCCGGGUCCAGGUCGGCCAGCAUCACCUUGCACAACGUGCGAGCCUUCGCCGAGGGGAUUUCGUCUGUUCACAUGCAGCUACGCUUACCGACUUUCGGAAUCGGAGGUAAACGGGAAAACUUGCGAUCUAGCGAGGUGGUGGACUUGACAAACGCUUCGACGGCGCAUGUGAAACUGAAGGAGACUUUCAGUCUCGAUAUUGCGGCCUACGAUCCGGCGCUGUAUAUACAGGUUGACUUCUUUGGCAAAGUCACUGAACAGUACUUGCAAAGGCUCUGCGACCGGAUCCCAGUUGAUAUGCCUACGCUAGAUGCCGCCGGCGCGCCGACUCGCACUGAGCAAGCCUCGAAACCGAAACAUAUGGUUACUGUCCAUACUUCCAUACUCGAACCGGACAGUCAGGGCAAGUUCGUUGCGACGGACUAUGAUGGCAAGGAAAACACCUUUACGCUUCGACAAGGUCGUCAGCGUCAAAUCCGCAUCAACAUCAUUCACAACUCGGCUCGCUCUUUAGACCUGAAUGAAGUGAAUUUCAUCUCACUUCGAGGGCCUCAGAACGGUGAUAGACAAGCGGUCAUUCGCCUAUCUCCUAUGGAACAGGAUGGCUCAAGCCAGGAUGACAACCUGUUAUCAGCUGAACAACCAGUAUACCGAGGUGAUGGAGCUGGUACACUCGGCAUUACAUGCAAGCUCGAAGACUUGCCAGGGAUGGAGAAGAAAACGCCAAGUGGCGAGUACAUUACCUGUCAACUAUCGUUUCAAGUCGGGUUUACCAAUCAUCGGGUUCCCGCUCUGUUCGUGCAGACUCUCCGUUUGCGCAUUACCGGGAGUGAAACGAGAAGGCGCAGCCUUAUCAUGGAUUAUCUACGUCCGAGUGCAAUUGCCGCUCAUUCUAGCCGGACAUUCGAGGUACAAACGCCGUCGGAAGAAUCGGCUUCGCUUACCACGAGUCAAAUGGCUAUAUUGGCGGCCUACCUCGAACAACGAAAACGACAACACUUGGUUGCAGACGUUCAAGCCGCGGCCGCGCGUAUUCAUACAGUGGGUGAAGCGCCUCCGUCAAACAAGGCGCAGGAAGAUUUGCUACCAAGGGCUGUUGAAGCUUGGCGUUCGACUCUCUGUCAAAGGCGUUUCCCACAGGACUUGUCUAAAUCCAUGACGCUCCGCUUAGCAAGGGACGGUCGGAUGCAGGUGUCUGAAAUCUUCAUCUCAGCGCGAGUUGACAAGGAGGGGUGGAUGGAGGUGUUGACAUCUCCUGCAGAAGGACAAUGGACCCGCCGAUAUGCUCGGCUAGCAAGACCGUACCUCCGCCUUUUCGAGUCGAAUGACCUGCGGCAAGAAGAUCUUGUUAUAUCGCUUGAGAAUGCUCAGAUUGACGAGGCAAAGGACCUAGAAUUGGCUCUAGAGACCACGAACGUGUUCUCAAUCGCAGCAACGACCAACACGACUGUCUUCCGGACAACGACCUCCAACGAACGUAAUGUGUGGCUCAAAGCAUUGAAAUGGAGAUGAAGGCUGUUUCUUGUUUACGACGGCAUGAUCAUAAUGAAGUUCACGAAGAUAGAGGAGGUACAAGCAUGAUGUCUACUGCAGUGGCCGGAUGAACAGUAUCUCAGGACUUGUAUAUGAUAAUGAUAGUCAGCGAUCAAAUAUACUGAGACCGAGAUUCAUGAUCG